UUUUUCACAAACUUAUCCAUUAAAUAUAUAUUUUCCCUAAAAAAUUUCUCAUGUGUUUCCACUUGAUCCAUUUUCAGUGAAAAGCAAUGGCAUUUAAUUGUUGUAACGCAGCAGCUAUUUUCAUGUUGUUUUUCACUUGCGUUUUAUCUCAUAAUGUCGUUCCGUGCCCUCCAAGAACGACACCGUCGAUGCCUCCCUCAGUUGCGGCCAAAUGUCCCAAAGACACACUCAAGUUCGGUGUUUGUGGGAGCUGGUUGGGGUUGGUUCACGAGGUCAUCGGGACUCCGCCGAGUAAAGAGUGUUGUACGUUGAUUUCGGGUUUAGCCGAUCUCGAGGCCGCAUUGUGUUUGUGUACUGCAAUUAAGGCCAAUGCACUUGGUGCUAAGGUUAAAAUACCUAUUGCCAUUAGCUUGUUGAUAAAUGCUUGCGGGAAAAAGGUCCCUCAAGGCUUUGCAUGUCCAUAGAAUUCUAUUAAGGUUAAGUACUUAAGUUUGAUCGUUGAUUCAACAUCCAACAACGAUCUCGAACUCAAAUAUGGUGAUGUUUAUUUCUUUGUGUCGGCAUAUACGUAGAGUGUCUAAAUAUUAGUUAUUUUGUGGUUUGAUUGUAAAUGAAGUUAUAAGAGCUAUUUUGGAGAGUUUAUAAUUUGGAUUAAAAUGAUUCUUUGAUGACUUGCUUUGAUGAUAUAAAAUGUUUGAGAUUUCUGUC
This is a messenger RNA of Gossypium raimondii (Peruvian cotton), 708 nucleotides long. RefSeq names its product putative lipid-binding protein At4g00165. Bases 87 to 464 code for a protein of 125 amino acids. The transcript is spliced from 2 exons. NCBI's taxonomy places the organism in Eukaryota, Viridiplantae, Streptophyta, Magnoliopsida, Malvales, Malvaceae. The record is from RefSeq and is a predicted model, not a curated record.